CCAGAACCAGAACCAGAACCGGCUCCAGGCAGGGAACCGCUCAGACGUCCAGAGGGAGCAAAGAUCAGCGGCUCAGACGCUCAGGAAGAUAAAACAAGAUGAGGGUCAGUCUGCAAACGCUGAUAACAUGCCUGUUGUUAUCAUCAGCAUCAAUACUGACAUCAGAGACAACAACACCAACAAUUGAAGCAACAACACCGCCACCACCAACAACACCACCCCUAACAACACCAACAACAAUGACACAGACAACUGUAGCAACAACAACACCAACAACACCAACAACAAUGACGUCUAGACAUUCGUCAACCUCAUCAUCUCAAACUGAGAGCGGCACUACGGGCGUUUCUGCAUCUUCAUCACCACCAUCAUCAUCCACAGUGACCUCAGAUGCUACAACUAAAAUCGUCACCCACAUAACCGAUCAAGCAAAUGACACCACAACCAGCACCACCAACACCACAACCAGCACCACCAACACCACAACCAGCACCACCAACACCACAACCAGCACCACCAACACCACAACCAGCACCACCAACACCACAACCAGCACCACCACAACCAGCACCAACACCACAACCAGCACCAGCACCAUCAACACCAGCACCACCAACACCACAACCAGCACCACCAACACCACAACCAGCACCACCAACACCACAACCAGCACCACCAACACCACCAACACCAGCAACACCACCAGCUUCUCUACCACCACAACUGGUUCCACAACCAGUAAAAUGGCCUCAGAACCACCAGGCUCAUCCGGCGCCCCAACCACCAGGGCUGAUGCUGCCUCUACCGGCAGUCCGCCGCCGGAGAAGGAGGAACAGAAGUCAAAGACACUUAGCCCAGGAACCGUCGCUGUUAUCGUGGCCAUUUUCCUGCUGCUGGUUCUGCUGGUGCUGGGCGGAUUAUACCACCACAAGAUCAGACGGGCGUCGUACGGCCCCCUGCUGGACAGGCAUGAACACGGCUCUUUAGGAAACUUCACCAACCCCAUGUACGACCCCUGAUGACCCCUGAUGACCCCGGGUGACCCCGGGUGACCCUGGAUGAACCCACAAAUCCUGCACUCUGAGCCGUUUGAGGAUUACGAACGUCUCUGCUAUAGAAACACUGGUUAAAUGGCAUUUUUUUUGUUUUUUGAAGUUAAGAACAACAUUUUUUAAGUUUUUGCACUGAAAGUUGAAGUAGGAAUCAUAAGCUGCAUAAAAAGGUCAAAAAAACAAAAAACAAAAAAAAACAGCAUCAAAAUCAAUAAAUUAAUUAUUUUUAGCUGGGAACUUAUUUUGUUUUUACAUAAAUAUUGUCUAACUACAUGAAUUACUUUAAGGAAAACUGUGAGAUAAAAAACAAAUGAACUAAAAAAAGAAUUAGUUAAUUUAAUUUUUAGUGAAAGUAUUUAUUUUCCAAUAAAUUGUGUUUAGUAAUGGUAACUAUUUUAAGAUCAAACUAAGAAUUUCUGUUUUAUAUCUUAUUUGCAUUUUUGUGAUUUUAAAAAUCAAAUAAAUAGACGAAUAACUUAAUUCAUGUUUAAGUUAAUUUUAAUUCUGUUUAGUUUUUCCUGUUUUGAAUAUUUACAGCCGUUUGUUUUGUAAUUUUAACUAAUGUUGCUGGUUUGUGUAAAGAAUAAUUCUGUUUUGAUUGUGUGAAAUUAAAUUGUUCAACUAAAAAUAGUGAUUAAAACCAUAAUGUGAAAAAGUUUUUCUUUUUCAUUUAAAAUGGUUUCAUAAUCAGAAUACAGUCUAUUUAGCCGAAUAAGUUAUUAAAACAUAAAGUGAAAAGUGGGGAAAUUAAUAACUAAACAGUUUUAUUGUUUUCAGAUAUCAGAUUAAAAAUUAACCUCAAAAUAUUUCAUAAUCAGAGUUAACCACUUAAUAAUAAGUACCACGCUAACAACAAGCUAGCUAAAUAGCUUAUCGCUAAGUUAGCUACCUGCUAACAAUGCGGCUAGCUAACUGGACAGAUUCAGUAUUUCUCUCUAAAAGAUAAUCCUGCAGAAAACAUUUCAGCCAUCUUGACGACACUCGGAUGAUAACGCACAAAAAUGAUCACAAACACACCAGCAUGUUUAUCUUUCAAUGCCUCAACAAGAAAGCAAUAAACUUUUACAGUGGUCUAGUAAAAGCCCGAUUUAAACCUGAUUAAAAUGCUUUGGUUUGACCUUAAAUAGGCUGUUCAUGAUGGAAAAUCCCCCAGUUUGGUUGAACUGAAACAGUUCUGAGAAAAUCCUUC
This is a messenger RNA of Gambusia affinis (western mosquitofish), 2241 nucleotides long. RefSeq names its product cell wall protein DAN4-like. The transcript has 4 exons. Bases 99 to 1019 code for a protein of 306 amino acids. The record is from RefSeq and is a predicted model, not a curated record. NCBI's taxonomy places the organism in Eukaryota, Metazoa, Chordata, Actinopteri, Cyprinodontiformes, Poeciliidae. Gene Ontology annotation, cellular component: Golgi apparatus; late endosome; plasma membrane.